AUGAUCCGACGCACCUUCUCCCGUAUUGCUCGAAUGGACUUCCAAAUGCUCCAUGGGGCCUACGUCAGACCACUUUUGGAAUACCCCAACCAAGUUGUCUACUCAGGACACACGAAAGACUUCACCCUCAUUGAGCGUGUCGAGCGAGCCGGUCUCAAAUCCGUGGAUUACAUAACGCGUCUCAAGAUGUUUGAUCUCUUUCCCCUGGAGUACCGUCGCCUCCGAGGGGACCCAAUUCUUACUUAUGCCCUGUUUGAACAAAGCUUGACAAACAGGUUUUCCACCGUUGACCCAGCAAACACACGGCGGGGACAUAGAGAACAACAGCCACUGAUCAACAAGAGCAAAAGCGAUCCGGCAAACUUGGGCAAAAGCCUCGAUCCUGCGUAUCAAUCCGGGAAUCCGGGAAUCCAUAUGGGAAUGCGUGUACUAAACCAGUUCCUGUCAGUCUUCAAUAUAUCAUCUACUGCCCCACGUCUGUCUGCUCCUAUUGACUACUGGCUACGAACUGCGUAUAAUCUAAUAGUCGCAAUCGUCCUGUGA
Opisthorchis viverrini is the source of this 543-nucleotide messenger RNA. RefSeq lists its product as hypothetical. The record is from RefSeq and is a predicted model, not a curated record. Lineage: Eukaryota; Metazoa; Platyhelminthes; Trematoda; Opisthorchiida; Opisthorchiidae. Bases 1 to 543 code for a protein of 180 amino acids. The transcript is spliced from 3 exons.